AUGGAGGACAACUUUGACGAAGUUUUAACCACUUUUUCGCAAAUAUCCGCAAGUGCUUUUUACGAAGAAAGCAAGAUUGUUACUUUUGAAGAUAAGUCAAAAGAAUCAGAUUUAGGUCAAAAAUCUGAGAUUACUUCUAUAAAUAAGUUCAAAGAUUCAGAAAAAGAUGGUCAAAAAGUUGAGGUUACCUUUAAAGAUGAGUUCAAAGGUUCAAAGAAAGAUGAUCAGGCUACUUUUGAGGAUGGGUCAGAAGGUUUAGAGAAAAAUGAUCAUAAUAAUCAAAGUCCAUUUAUAUCUAUAGAUUGGCAUGAGUGGUUAAUAGAAAGAAUUCUAGAAUUUCUGAUUGAGAUUCGAAGAAAUUAA
Molecule: messenger RNA, 363 nt
Organism: Rhizophagus irregularis DAOM 181602=DAOM 197198
Lineage: Eukaryota; Fungi; Glomeromycota; Glomeromycetes; Glomerales; Glomeraceae
Source: RefSeq, a predicted model, not a curated record